Nipponia nippon (crested ibis) is the source of this 3030-nucleotide messenger RNA. NCBI's taxonomy places the organism in Eukaryota, Metazoa, Chordata, Aves, Pelecaniformes, Threskiornithidae. The record is from RefSeq and is a predicted model, not a curated record.
AUGAGAGAGCCAGAAGAACUUGUCCCUGAAUCAGGUGCUGUUUUCACAUUUGGAAGAAGCAAAUUUGCAGAAGAUAUUCCUAGCAAGUUCUGGUUCAAAAAUGAUAAGCCUGUACAUAUAUCAUGUGGAGAUGAACAUACUGCUAUUGUUACAGGGAAUGGUAAACUAUACAUGUUCGGCAGUAACAACUGGGGCCAAUUAGGACUAGGAUCAAAGAACACUGUCAGCAAACCAACAUGUGUUAAAGCUUUAAAACCAGAAAAAACAAAACUUGCUGUUUGUGGAAGAAACCACACUUUAGUUUACACAGAAAAAGGAAAUGUGUAUGCUGCUGGAGGUAACAGUGAAGGUCAGUUGGGAUUAGGUGACACAGAGGAAAGGACCACAUUUCAUUUAAUUAGUUUUUUUACCAACCAGCACAAGAUCAAACAGCUAGCAGCUGGAUCAUACACCUCAGCAGCAGUAACUGAGGAUGGGCAGCUUUUUGUGUGGGGUGACAAUUCGGAAGGUCAGAUUGGCUUGGCUGAUGAAGCCUGUGUCAGUGUCCCUUGUCAAGUGGAUGUUGGAAAACCUGUUUCCUCUGUAUCCUGUGGAUAUUAUCACUCUGCCUUGAUAACAGGCGAUGGUGAGCUCUAUACUUUUGGAGAACCUGAGAAUGGGAAACUGGGAUUACUGCCUGAACAGCUGAAGAACAAUAGAGUCCCACAGCCUGUACUGGGAAUUAUGGAAAAGGUUAAUAAGGUUGCUUGUGGUGGAGAGCACACAGUGGUGCUGACAGAGACAGAUGUAUAUACUUUUGGACUUGGACAAUAUGGGCAGCUGGGACAUGGUACUUUUAUUUUUGAAACUUCAGUACCAAAGUCUGUGAAACACUUGAGGAGGCAUAAAAUAUGUAACAUUACAUGUGGGGAAAAUCAUACUGCUGUAAUUGCAGAGAAUGGCCUCAUGUUUACUUUUGGAGAUGGGCGACACGGCAAGUUAGGACUUGGAGAAGAGAAUUUUACAAAUCAGUUUGAUCCCACUCUGUGUUACAAUUUCUUGAGGUUCACAGUCCUUUUGGUUGCUUGUGGUGGUUGUCACAUGCUAGUUUUUGCGGCUCCAAGACCUAAAGGAUCUGAAGAAAUACUCUUAGAUGAUUUAUAUGAGAGCCGUUUGACUGCUACUAUCUCUAAAAUGAGUGGAGACUCACUACUAACAAACACCUUACAACUGACAUCAGCACGAAUGCGACGUCGAGAGAGGGAAAAGUCACCAGAGCAGUUUAUUCGAAUGGCACAAACUCUGCCUCCACUGGGAGAAAGCUUCUUGAAAUCUUCAUUGCCUGUGACUAGUAACACUAGCCCACUCUUAUUUUCUGCAACAAGUCUUCCUAAAGCUGAACCUGUGAAGGAUAGAGACCAUGACAAAGAAAAGAAUCAUCAAAAAGAUAAACCUGGUGAAGGCUCUGGAGAAGAAGAUUCAGAUAAUGAAAAUAAUGACAGAAACCUUGGAGAUACAACUGACAUCCUAAAUAUGACACAUGCAAUGAAAUUGAAUCCCAGUGACCAGUCCUUAAAAUUAUCACCACUCCAAAAGCAAAAGAAGAACAAUAAAAAUGUGAAACUGAAAAGAGAUGGUAAGGGUGGGCUGAAAAACAAGGAUUCUGGUUUCAUGAAGAUGGGUGCAAAAUUAGAUUCUGGCUCUUUACAAAAGCAGUCUCCACUUUCAGAAUCACCAGGACAAGAUUUAGAAAAAAGUAGUGCCUUUGUAGGGAAGUCUGUGGCCAAAAAAAAUACAAUGAAAGAAAAAGAAGACAGUGAGAUUGAGGAGAUGCAAGCUACAAACAACGAGAAAGAGUAUGUAGAAGAGACUGAUAUAAAAAGUCUGAAUGAGGAAGAAACAAACUCUGAAGCUAAAUCUGAUGAAGACAAGCAGUUAGAAAUUAAGAACGAGGAGAAAUCUAAUCAAGAGCAGGAGAGUGAAGGCAGUGAAGAGGGUGAAAGUGAAAAAGAAAAACUAGAUGAAACAGUUGACGGUGAUGGUGAACUAGGGGAGGAAGAAGAAGAGAGUGAGGAAGACAUUGAAAAAGAAAAGGAGGAACAGGUUAAAAGUGAGGGAAGAGAUGAGAGUGAGGAAGGAGGUGAAGAUAGAGACGGGGAGGAAGAAGAAGAGGUAGAGGCAGAAGAGGAAGGAGAAGAUGAAAAGGAAAAUGAAGAAGAAAACAAAGAAAGGGAGAAUGAAAAAGACAAGGAGGGUGAAGAGGAGUUAGAAGAAUCAUUGGCAAGGAGGGAAGAAGAAGAGGUAUCCGAAGAAGAAUGGGAAGAGGAAGAUGCAAAUAGGAGGACUAAGGAGUUGGGGGAGGAUGGAGUGGAAGAAGAAGGAGAAGAGGGGGAAGAUGAAGUGGAAGAGGAAAGAGAAGAUGAGGAGGAGGAAGAGGAACGAGCAGAGGCUGAAGCAAAAGGGGAGGAGGGGGAAGAAGGUGAAAACAAGGAGGAAGAGGAGUGGGAAAAUGAAGAAGAGGAAGAAGAUGAAGAAGAGGGAGAAGGGGUGGAAGAAGAUGAGGGAGAAAGGGAGGAAAGAGAAGAGGGAGAAGAGGGAAUGGAAGAAGGAGAGGGAGAAGAGGGAAUGGAAGAAGGAGAGGGAGAAGAGGGACUGGAAGAAGGAGAAGAGGGAGUGGAGAAAGAAGAGGGAGAGGAGGAAGAGGGAGAGGAGGAAGAGGGAGGGGAGGAAGAAGAGGAAGAGGGAGGGGAGGAAGAAGAAGGGGAAGAGGGAGAAGAAGAAAAAGAGGAAGAGGGAGAAGAGGAACAAGAAGGGGAAGAGGGAGAGGGGGAAGAAGGCGAAGAGGAGGAAGGGGAUGUGGGAGAGGAGGAAGAAGAGGAUGAGGGAGAGGAGGAAGAAGAGGAUGAGGGAGAGGAGGAAGAAGAGGAUGAGGGAGAGGAGGAAGAAGGAGAGGAAGAGAAAAUGAAGUCCAAACAGCAUGUAGUAAAUGGUUUACAUAAUUCAGAACAGUUUUGGAACAAUGUGCUACCUCAUUAUUUAACACUAAAGUAG